AUGCCAGAUCAAAGAACAAUGGCCAAAGGAUAUACUAACAUUGCAAUGGCUAAAAACAAAACUAUUCUUUACAAUGCUCUCAUAAACACAAGAGAAAGUCAGCUUGCUAUUGGAGAAGGAAGUUCUGAACUUCUGAUGCAGAGCUUCACUCUAGUGGCAAGGAACUUGAGGGUAAUGCUUCAGUCAACUGAAGAGAGUGUUAAUUUGCAAAAGAAAAGAAGUGCAUUCUUCAUUCAGCUAGCUGCCAUAACUGUGCCUAGACCAUUGCCUUGCCUUCCGUUGCAACCUGCAGCAGAUUAUUUCCUGCUUGGUUAUCAUAAAAAAGGAAAUUUUGACAAAGAGAAGAUUGAAGAUCCAUCUCUUUACCACUAUGCUAUCCUUUCUGAUAAUGUGCUGGAUACAUCAGUGGUUGUUAAUUGUACUGUCCAUAAAGCAAAGGAACCAGAGAAGCAUGUGUUUAAUAUAGUAACGAUAAGUUGAAUUUUGCCGCAAUGAGAAUGUGGUUUCUUCUCAAGCCCCCUGCUGAAGCUACUGUUGAGGUGGUGAAAUACUGUAACUUGGUUAAUGAUUGGUGUUGCUUAGAGACAGAGUAACAUGGUUAAUGUUCAAGUGGCUCGCGUUGCUCGUCCUAGACCCAUUUCAACCCUCGGAGAGAAGCGACUCUCGCAAGAGAGGACAGGCUAAC
Molecule: messenger RNA, 685 nt
Organism: Prosopis cineraria
Lineage: Eukaryota; Viridiplantae; Streptophyta; Magnoliopsida; Fabales; Fabaceae
Product: probable galacturonosyltransferase 3
Exons: 2
Coding region: 1-480 (159 amino acids)
Molecular function (GO): polygalacturonate 4-alpha-galacturonosyltransferase activity
Source: RefSeq, a predicted model, not a curated record